Molecule: messenger RNA, 3393 nt
Organism: Closterium sp. NIES-67
Lineage: Eukaryota; Viridiplantae; Streptophyta; Zygnematophyceae; Desmidiales; Closteriaceae
Source: the annotation of a GenBank genome assembly
GUGAAGGUAAUUUUGGCAGCUACUACCUCUAGCCCACCACAUAGCGUGGCGCUACGUCAGCAAUUCGCGACGCCAGCGCACCUCCUGCUCGCGAGAGCAAGCACUACGUGGCAGCUCGCCCCUCCGUCGGCCCGCCCCGUAGCUGAGUCCCUUUCGCGUCACCCCUGCCCCUUUCCUCGGGUCGCUUAGCGCCUGACAUAUCAACAUCGAUAUUAUACCUAAUUCCCGCAACCGCCUCCUCAACAUCCUCCCCCGAUUCUUUCCCCCUUCUCUCCCCCGCCUGGCGCCGUUAGCCUGCGCGCACGGUCCCUCGCUCGAACUCUUCAUGUUUCGCCACCGUAGCUUUUCGCCUCGCUGGUAAUGCCCUCUCACCCCUUUCGCGACUUCGCUUGAGACAGUAACGCAGUUGCCACUGCUACGAGGACGAACGGAUGGCGGUUCAUUCGUCGAGGGGUUGGUUGCACCAGUAGUGCUGUACUGUAGCAUGUAUAUCGUGUACUUUUUGGGAGUUCCUAAUGCUACAUCGGCCAUAAGAGUCGUUCAAAUUGUGGUGGCUCACUCCUCGAUUACACGCUUUUCGCUAAUGCUCCAUUUCUUUCCGCGAGUUAUAGGUUAGCUUCGUUAUAACCUGUUUCGUUUCUAGCUUGUGUCAUGUCUUGGAGCCUUAUCAAAGACCUGCCGUUUAGCCUCUUGUCUAUCGGCAGAGGGAGCGGGGAAACCAGUACGGAUACUGGGGAAGCUCCUGUAGCGAGUGAUUCAAGCGCUGUGACUGUAGCGAAUGAGGGUGCGGAAGUUACCAUCAGGGAAGUUUUCCCAGCAGGGUCUGCGGAGGUAACGGUAGAGGUAGCGGAGGCGAGCUGUGGUCUGGGCGAGAGGCUCAGUUGAGCGAUUCUGGUGAUAGGGUGACUGAUGGGGGUGAAACGUUGACUGGUGGUGGUGAUAAGGCGACUGUAGCGAAUGAGGUUGCGAAAGUUACCAUCAGGGAAGUUUUCCCAGCUGGGUCUGCUGAGGUAACGGCUGUAGCAGAGGCGAGUUGUGGUCCGGAACGAGAGUCUACGGUGGCUGAUGGGGUUAAAAGGGCGACGGAGUUGCAAGCCAAUGACAGCAGGACACGUGGAGAGGAGGAUGGGGGAGGGCGGGCGGGAGGGUGGGAAAGGCUCGAUGAGGCUGAGGCUGGUGUGGAGUCCAGCGGGGAGGACGGUGACGUUAGAGAGAAGAUUGGAUCAGGAGUGGAGGGACAGGGGAGCGGGCAGUUGAACGGGCAGCUGAACGGGCAGUCGAAGGUGCAGUCGUGAGUGGGGAAGAUCUAGGAGUACGGGAUAUUCAACAGCAGCAGUUGAAAGGGGGCGUGGGAGAAGGAGAGGCAGCAGCAGCAGCAGCUGUAUACAGUGUCAGUCUCAAUGCCAAUGUGGACGAUGGAGGAGGAGUGACUGGGAGACAAACGGCUGAGAUGGCUUUUCCCCACAGUCUAAGUUCGCCGAGCUUUGGCAGCACUGGAUCUCAUAACCAUCACCAUGCUGACGUCAGCAGCAGUUCGCAACAUCCAGGUUCCCAGCCAUCUGGGCCGUCCAUUUUCCGGGCCAUGUCAGCAAGCAGCCCGUCCUCCCCUAGAUCCGACGGCCGAGAUCAGGAGGCACCAGGGGGGUCAGUUGCAGCAAGAAUUGCGAAUUCACAUUCGUCAGAGUCACACUCAAUGGAGUCGCACUUCUUCUCGGAAGGGGAUUUGGUACGCAUGGCAAAGGAAGGGUGGUUACGGCAAAAGGAGGAGAAGCAGCAGCAGCAGCAGCAGCAGAUCAUGGGUCCCUUGCCUCUCAUCUCAAUGUCUUGGCAAAGGUUAGUGGGGGGAGUGGAAGCGCUUAUAAAGGGAUCAUCGGAUGACAUUGGGUGGCUGGGCAGGACCCCUGGUUUACCUCCUGUGACUGAUGUUACCGACAACUAUGAGGCGAUUCUACAGUGUGUAAUGACCGGCAUUCACACCCUACCCGACGACCUCGUCUACCUCCUGAUCCCCGGGCUCUUCAGCAACCUCAGCCCGCUCUACCUGUUUGACACCAAGCGGCACUUCUCGUCCAUUGGAUUAGUCUGCCACAUUGCCAAGAUCCACAGCCAGGCCCCCAUAGAAGCCAACGCCAUUGUCAUCCGUGACUACAUCGAAGAACUCUUCUGGGCAACCAAAAAGAAAGUCCUAAUUCUAGGCCACAGCAAGGGCGCCAUGGAUGCAGCGGCAGCCAUCUCCCUGUACCAACCCCUGCUCCUCGACAAAGUAGCCGGUCUUGUUUUUAUCCAAAGCCCGUACGGCGGCAGCCCUGUGGCAUCCGACCUGCUGAGAGAAGGCCAGUGGGGUGACGUGGCAUCGCGCACAAUCCUCGGGAUUCUCAUGGAUAAGAUCUUCAAAGGGGAUAUCCAGUGCCUGGACGACCUCACACACGCGAAGAGAAAGGCGUUUUUGGCGGCGCACCCGUUUCCGGUGGGGGAAAUUCCGACUUUAUCCUUUCACACAGAGGCGAGUAAGGCGGCGGCGGUGGUGGCUUCGCUGUCGACCGUCGCCCAUACAGAGGUGCCGUGGCUGGCGCAGCAGAAUGCGCGGCUGGCCGUCGGAUUUCCUCUGUCUGCCGGUCUUGCGAUCAUGGCCCUCCAUCUAGAAUACAGGUACGGAGCCCCUAGCGAUGGUCUGGUAACAAGAGCAGAUGCAGAGGUGCCGGGGUCAGUGGUGGUGAGAAGCAGACGAAAACUGGACCACGCUUUUAUGGUGUUUCCCCCCACCAGUGGAGUGGGAGGGGGGGGAGGGGAAGGGGGAGGGGAGGUGGAGGUGGGGGAAAUGGGGAGGGGGGAAUGGAGGAGGAGGAGGAGGAGGGAGUGGGGGGGAGGUGGAAGUUGGUUCUGCACAUGUUCAUGAGGCGAGUGCUGCUGAGAUGUGCGAAGCCCUGGCCACCACUCUCCUGGCAACGCUGCAAAUGCGACCCAAGCAAGACAGCUCAUAGGGAAUGCCUGCCUGUAGGACCGAGGUGAGGUGCGUCGUAGCACUCCGAGAUGCAUGAAGCUCUGGCCACCACGCUGCUGGCAACGCUGCAGUGGAACCCAAGCAAGGCACUUUGUGAGAGCAUGUUUACAGCAGUGACUGAUGUGCCUGCCAGCGCCAGAUGACUCAGAUAAUUGAUGUGAAGCAAUCCGGCAGUAAAGCCUGCCCGGCUAAGUGCCAACUUGUCAGGAGGAAAUUGCUGCUGGAUCUGUUUUGGUGUACAGAAGUUCUAGCAGCUUGUGCUGCAUUGCUUCUUUAUUGUUUGUUGCCUCUCUGGUUGCAGAAUAUUCACCUCGAAACAAUUUUGUGCACAAUCAAGUCAAGGGCGAAAACCCAACGGUUUGUAUGCACUAUUUGUAAACACCUGAACACCA